CGGGUGAUGGCCCGGGCUCAUGUAGCAGUACCAGCCAGCCAUCUCACCAUUUGCAUUCAUCCAGACUGUUGGAAACAUCACGGCUCACGAUGAUGGCCCUGUUGUUUCACGCCAAGUUUGCCAGUUUGCCCGUGCUAGUACAAGAUGCCGCCUGUGGCUGUCCGGUGCCGUGGCCACGGGGUCCAAUUACAUGGCAACUCGUCGAUCGGGAGGCUUGCAAGGUCCAACUAGUAUUGAUCUUAGUCGGCGACGUGGUAAGGGCAAGGCCACUAAUAUAGGCCGCGUGCUGCAGGGAGGCCAGCCCAUGGACCCGAUAGAGGCGAUUUAGAAUUGCAAUUACGCUUGCAAAGGCGAUAGUGAAGCGAGACGGCCCCGGGGUUCAGUUUCUAUUCGUUGCCGGGCUUUUGGCGUGCCGGCCGAUGCACAGAAGAUGACCCGAUCGACGCGGAUACAUGUACGUGUGUAAUCGCGGCUUGGUGUUCAGUCCCCCGCAAAAAGCAGCCAUCGUGGGAUUCGCUCAACUGGCACGCAUUACGGCUGAAAAGAUAAUCACGACGGUGUCUUGUUAGCACGAGCACUACCACUGCUAGUACCACUGCUAUGCCAUACUUGUCUUGUUUACAUCAAAUGUACAUGUAAUCAAUCAAUUUGCUUGCUUGAAGCGGUAGGCGCCCCAAAAAAAAAAGCAGAGAUGGAUGCCCCCUUGUACGUGCUUAUAUUGCUCUUUUCCGCCCCCAGAAAACAACGGCCUCCCUUCAUCACCUGCUUCCCUGCAUGUGUGGUGUUCAGGUGGACAUGGGGCAGCGCAGACAGCUGUACCUUGGGCACGGUCCGGGAGUGCUACGACGACGGGGUGCUGCCUUUUGUGUUGCUUUGGAUCAAUGUUGCUAUUGGACGGCACAUGUGUAUGCGGACUAGCUUCCUCGGCAUCGCAUCCUUCUGAGGAGCGAAUUGAGUGAGCGUUCUGUAUCUACCUAUGGAGCACAUGCAGGUAUAGUUGCUGGAAGGGCCCAUUUUACAUCGUAUCAAUAUAGAUACCAAAUACGGAGUAAUUGCCAGAUAGGCAGGCCAUCGUGUAUGCAUAUCUUGAUCGUAUAGGGGUUGAUUGCUAGAGGCUAAAGGCUGCUAGCAGCUUACGGACGGCCGCGAUGGCCUCGCAGGUAUUAGUGCUUGCACCAGCAUUAAACGCUCCAUGCUAGCAGCAGAAUACAAGAAGGUGCAAGAGGACAGACAAGCAUGAGUAAAAAUCCCGUCAGGUUGACUCAGAUCACACUGGCGUGCUCUUCCCGCGGUCCAAGACGAGCAUAGUUCGCGGAGGAUACGGGGUAGCAUUGGCGGUUCCCAUCCGAACACUUACAUGCCCGGCUUCCUACGGUUAUGGCUGCGUUGACGCCUUGACGCUACGCACGUAUUUCGAAAGCUGUAGGUUCGCCGUGUAUUGUACAUUGUAGUCCAGUGUAGUUGACGGGAGUUACCGUUGGUACUUUGCCGUAGUACUA
This is a messenger RNA of Trichoderma atroviride IMI 206040, 1499 nucleotides long. NCBI's taxonomy places the organism in Eukaryota, Fungi, Ascomycota, Sordariomycetes, Hypocreales, Hypocreaceae. The record is from RefSeq and is a predicted model, not a curated record.